Molecule: messenger RNA, 784 nt
Organism: Jatropha curcas
Lineage: Eukaryota; Viridiplantae; Streptophyta; Magnoliopsida; Malpighiales; Euphorbiaceae
Source: RefSeq, a predicted model, not a curated record
CAUGAUUGUAGAUUUUACAUCCUUCCUGGACUGUCAUUUUAAUUGCAUGCAUGGGAGGUUGUUUUGGAUGCUGUGCUAAACCUUCUACAAUUAACGCGGUUGAUCAAUCAUCAAAGGGACUGAGAAUUAAAGACGAAAGAGCAAAGCAACACAGCAUACCCGACGAUUUUUGGAGUUCCAGUGCAGGUGACAUGGACUAUAGUGGAGUACAAUCCCAAAGAAGUGCUUCAUCAAUCAGCGCCUUGAAUCAGCCCUUUGAUCCCUCUGCUAAUGCUGGCAGCACAAGCAAUCCUUCUGAAUUUGUAAACUAUGGUCUUCUUCUCUGGAAGCAAACAAGGCAGCAGUGGCUUGCAAAUAAAAGGUCUCCAAACAAGAAACAAGUUCGAGAACCCACUAUAAGGUGGAAUGCCACUUAUGAGAACUUACUAGGGUCAAACAAGCCUUUCCCCAGACCUAUCCCUCUUGCUGAAAUGGUGGAUUUUCUGGUUGAUGUUUGGGAACAGGAGGGUUUGUAUGACUGAACAGCUGGAAAUCCUACAAGUCCUCUAUCCUUCCUCCAGUGUCUCAACUCUCAUUCAGUCUUUUGGUACUGAAUAGAGUUUAUACUAAUGUUUAAUUAUUUGUACUAUCCUGGUGAUUCUAUAGCCUUUCUUUACCUCCUUUUAGGUCUUUUGCAUGAGCGGAAAAUUGUAACUCUUUCUUUUACCCUUUUUCUGUAUGCUUGCUGUUCUAUCUGAAUACUAAUAUUUGCCUGAAUAGAGUUGCUUAGCAAGUUAUCAACUUA